AUUUGGGCAGCUAUGCACCCUGUGCGUGCCCACCUGCCUGUGCGUGCCCACCUGCCUGUGCGUGCCCACCUGCCUGUGCGUGCCCACCUGCCUGUGCGUGCCCACCUGCCUGUGCGUGCCCACCUGCCUGUGCGUGCCCACCUGCCUGUGCGUGCCCACCUGCCUGUGCGUGCCCACCUGCCUGUGCGUGCCCACCUGCCUGUUCGUGCCCACCUGCCUGUGCGUGCCCACCUGCCUGUGUGUGCCCACCUGCCUGUGCGUUUCUCUCUGGCAGCGACUCCUUUCUGGUGACGGAGGGAUCAACACUGGGCAUGGUGGCGGCGGGACUGGCUGGCGUCUUGUUUUGAGGCGCCUCACAACAUGCUCACCUGCCUGUGCGUGUCCCUCCACCCCUCUGCACGUUGUGCCCGCUUGCCUGUGCUCACUUGCCUGCCAGCGACUCGUUCCUGGUGACGGAGGGGUCAACACUAGGCAUGGUGGCGGCGGGGCUGGCGGGCGCCACGCCUUACAUGAUGAACGUCAUGCUCGACACCUCCACCGGCCAUGA
This is a messenger RNA of Closterium sp. Naga37s-1, 547 nucleotides long. The record is from the annotation of a GenBank genome assembly. Lineage: Eukaryota; Viridiplantae; Streptophyta; Zygnematophyceae; Desmidiales; Closteriaceae.